This is a messenger RNA of Owenia fusiformis, 2627 nucleotides long. Lineage: Eukaryota; Metazoa; Annelida; Polychaeta; Sabellida; Oweniidae. The record is from the annotation of a GenBank genome assembly.
GUGACGACCCGCCAUUUGUUUAACAUGGAAACAGAUUUGAAAAGUUCGCAAAUAUUUCGUUGAAAACCAAUAUUCUCAGAUUAAAUGAGAUUCGGAAAAUAUGAAUUAAAUGAGUAUAACAUAUCGAUGCGAUGAAUCAAUUACAAGAAUAUGAUAAUAGGCCACCAUCAGAACAGUUGGUGGACCUACAUGUGUACUUGGUGCCACCUGAGUUAUGGCGGGACAAUCUAAACAGUGCAAUCAACCAGAUAGUGUCUGAGACAGUGUCUAUGGGCUUUAUAAGAGUGGUGCCAGAGUUGAAACUAUACCAGUUACGUGAUGAGAUCAUUGAGCAGCUUGGUAGUGAUGCAGUCCCACACGACUUUGUCUUCCUCAAAAGUGUAGGCAGAUGUCUUACUCAGGUGAAAGCCAAGCAGGAGCUCCAUAUAAAAGUCAAAAGUUUCCUGCCUCCUCACAACUAUCUUCCUGAAAUCUUUUUGCUAGAAGCUUCAGCAGCAGUUGUUAGGGCUUUAUUACCUGCCGAUGAUGUGUCAACUAUAAACACUAACUCAGCAAGUACAGACUCUACACGCUCCAUUGAAUAUGACAGUCCUGGUCAACACAGGUCGAAACAAGAACCAAGACAAAGAAAUGGGGGAACAGAAAUAGAUCCAGAGCGCUAUAGCCCACAUGAUAACCAAGCCUUCUCCCCUACAGGCCCAUCUCCAACAAAAACUCCCAAAUCCAGUGACUCCAAUGAUAGUGAAAAAUUCCCUGCAAUUGAACAUAGCUCUCAUAGACCAUCGAGUAUUGAGCACAAAGCCACCCAGUAUGAUCCUGGGGGUCAGGGAGACUACUCUUUACCCCCAUUAAGUGCCACACCUAGUAUGCAUGUAGACCACAUCCCUCAUUCUUCUCAAACAGCCACGUUUAGCAGACACAAGAAAGAUCCAAGACCUAUGACAAAUGGAGACUCUGGUAUAGCAGAACUUAGCCCCUCUGAUAGGGAGAGAACAGAUGAUUCACUUCCUAGGAUAUCGCGUGAUAACAGACAUAAGGAUCCCAUAGACUAUAAAGAUCCCAGAAGAACAUUGGAUAAAAAUCACUUGGACAAACAAUCACAUAGAUCCUAUGAUAGACGUCGAGAUUCAAGAGAUUUUGAAACCCCAGAUAGUCAUGGACAAUCUAGAGGUCAUGAGCCUCGUAGAUCAAGAGACAAUCGUCAUGAGCGGGAGAGCAAUAACAGCAGACCUAGUCAGGAAAAUCCGAGAUCACAAGAUUUUUCAAAACAUAGACAGUCAAGAGAAAGAGACCAAUCAGAUGAUAGGUUUGACCAGCGAUCACACAAGAAUCAAGUGAAUAUUCGAGAUAAUGCUGUUGAGGCAUUGGAUGAUGGUCACAGUAGAGUUAAUAGAGAUAAGGAGAAGCAGAGAAGCAGGCAGAGGGAAGAAAGACAGAAGGUUUUGGAAGAAGAGAUCCGCCAGCAAGAAGAGGCCUUAACUAACUUAAGGAUAGGUGAAAAUUUAAAAAAUGGUGUAGAAGAACGCCUUGGUCAGACCAAUGCACCAAACCAGAAUGAGGAAGAUGAUAAAUCAGAAGAGCAGCUAAGACAGGAAGAGAGAGACCAAAUAUCAAAAGAGCUGGAGAGAGUUCAAGAAGACAGGAAAGAGGUUGAGAGGAAGAGAGAGGAAUUAGUGAAGAGAGCUAAACAGAUGCAGGCUAAGACACAGACUAGGAGAAACAUGGCCCGAGAUCAGUGGAAGAAGAGAUACUUUGAUGAGAAGAAGAGGACGGCGCCCCUGGAGGAGCAGAGUAGUAGACUGAGGGGGGAGCUUGAAGUACUACAUAGACGUCUCAUGUCACAUCUAGAGACAGGCACCAAAGAUACUCACAAGAAGGGAGCAGCAGGUGCUAAGGGGGGCCCCUCAGAAAAAAAUAGCUACAGAGUUCAGGCAACUAAAGUACAACAUGAGAUUGAAGAUUUAACAAGACGGGUGGAAACUGCCAAAAUGAAACUUACUGCUGAAAUGAAGUUGAGGAACCAAGCAGAGACAGAAUUACGUGCUUUAAGAACUGAACUGACUCAGAAGAAAAUUAAUGUCACCCUGACUCGUUCCCAACAGAUGGCAGCACUGGGGAGCUCUCAAGAUCUCUAUUCACCGCAAUCACAUGGCCUUUCACCACGAUCAUAGUCACAUGUAAUGGACUUCAAUUCCGAUCAUAAGUCAUAUCGACUUUCAGUAGUCACAUGAACUAUCAAAGGUCAUAUGGAACUUCACUUCAAUCAUUAGUCAUAUCGACUUUUAGGAGUCACAUGAACUGUCAUAGGGAACAUCAACAUGAUCAGAAGUCAUAUGGACUUUUCCUAUGUUAUAGACCAUGUGGAGCUUCAGUUUAAAUAUUGAUAAUGUCAGAGCUGAUGACUUUCACCAAAAUCACAAGUCACAUGGACUCAGCUCUAUGAUCAGUUGACUUACAUCUUGUCCAUAUAAGCACUUUAACCUGAAUUUAGUCAACUUAGGUCAUUUUAACAACAUAAUGAAUCAUUAACAUCUACGUGUACAUGGUCAUUUAGACAGAACAGUAAACCCUAUCUUAGUGAACACCUCUUUCUAAUGAACACCUGCGUCUAGUGAACAUCCCUUCUC